UCUCCUUAACUAAUAUGUCAAUGUAUUAAAGACAAGGGCCAUGACAUAUGUACUUUUGUAGGAUUCGCCAUACUUAGAAUAAUACUGUAAUGGAACUCUUGUAUUUAAUUGAAUUCUUAAAACCUUGUAAAGAUAUACAUUGUGGACCAGUCGUCAAAUGCUUCUGUUCUUUGUGCAAAGGGAAUCUGUUGGCUGCUGAGAUUCCAAAGGCUAUGUCUGUCACAGCACCAAAAGCAUCUGGACCCAUUCAGCCACUUUCAGAUGCUUCCAAACUUCCUGCUGUUUGUCAUCGGCUAAACACAUAGAACAAACCAGCAGCCUCUAGAAGACCAGCGUUCUCGUGAUUAUGGAGGCCCCUCUGUCCUUUCUGUGACGGGAGCAAUGCUGACCUCAGUUUCCUGGACCCAUUCCGACUCAGGAGCCUUCACGUAAAUGGGUCCAGUCAUGCCUCCCAGUAAGAAGCCAGAAAGCUCAGGAAUUAGUGUCUCCAGUGGACUGAGUCAGUGUUACCGGGGCAGCGGUUUCUCCAAGGCCCUUCAGGAAGACGAUGACCUCGACUUUCCUCUGCCUGACAUCCGAUUAGAAGAGGGGGCCAUGGAAGAUGAAGAGCUGACCAACCUGAACUGGCUGCACGAGAGCAAGAACUUGCUGAAGAGCUUUGGGGAGUCGGUCCUCAGGAGUGUCAGCCCCGUCCAGGACCUGGACGAUGACACCCCCCCAUCCCCCGCCCACUCUGACAUGCCCUACGAUGCCAGGCAGAACCCUAACUGCAAACCCCCCUACUCCUUCAGCUGCCUCAUAUUUAUGGCCAUCGAGGACUCUCCGACCAAGCGCCUGCCAGUGAAGGAUAUCUACAACUGGAUCUUGGAACAUUUUCCGUAUUUUGCAAAUGCACCUACUGGGUGGAAAAACUCCGUGAGACACAAUUUGUCACUGAAUAAGUGUUUUAAGAAAGUGGACAAAGAGAGGAGUCAGAGUAUUGGGAAAGGGUCGUUGUGGUGCAUAGACCCAGAGUAUAGACAAAAUCUAAUUCAGGCUUUGAAAAAGACACCUUAUCACCCACACCCACACGUGUUCAAUACACCUCCCACCUGUCCUCAGGCAUAUCAAAGCACAUCAGGUCCACCCAUCUGGCCGGGCAGUACCUUCUUCAAGAGAAAUGGAGCCCUUCUCCAAGAUCCUGACAUUGAUGCUGCCAGUGCCAUGAUGCUUUUGAAUACUCCCCCUGAGAUACAAGCAGGUUUUCCUCCAGGAGUGAUCCAAAACGGAGCGCGGGUCCUGAGCCGAGGGCUGUUUCCUGGCGUGCGGCCACUGCCAAUCACUCCCAUUGGGGUGACGGCAGCCAUGAGGAAUGGCAUCACCAGCUGCCGGAUGCGGACUGAGAGCGAGCCGUCGUGUGGCUCCCCGGUGGUCAGCGGAGACCCCAAGGAGGAUCACAACUACAGCAGUGCCAAGUCCUCCAACGCCCGGAGCACCUCGCCCACCAGCGACUCCAUCUCCUCCUCGUCCUCCUCCUCCUCGGCCGACGACCACUAUGAGUUUGCCACCAAGGGGAGCCAGGAGGGCAGCGAGGGCAGCGAGGGGAGCUUCCGGAGCCGCGAGAGCCCCAGCGACACGGAGGAGGAUGACAGGAAGCACAGCCAGAAGGAGCCCAAGGAUUCUCUAGGGGACAGCGGGUAUGCAUCCCAGCACAAGAAGCGCCAGCACUUCGCCAAGGCCAGGAAGGUCCCCAGCGACACACUGCCCCUCAAAAAGAGACGCACCGAAAAGCCCCCCGAGAGCGACGACGAGGAGAUGAAAGAAGCAGCGGGGUCACUCCUGCACUUAGCAGGGAUCAGGUCCUGUUUGAAUAACAUCACCAAUCGGACGGCAAAGGGGCAGAAAGAGCAAAAGGAAACCACAAAAAAUUAAAAACAAGUCACUGAUUUGUUUUGAACUUACGGCCAUUUGGUUUCAGCAUGUCAGGAGAUUUCGAAUGAUUUGUGGCAAUAUCAGCGAUUUUUUUCUUUUUUCUUGUUUUUGGUUUGGUUUUCUUUCUUUUCUUUUCCUUUUAUUUUGUUUUAAUUUGCCCCCCUUCUUUGUUUUGGACCCUUAAGAAUUUUAUUUUUAAAGGAGAUUGAAGCCAUAGAACUCAUAUUGACACUCAGCUGUUUUACAAAAGCUUUUCAUUAUCUGAAGACAAAACCGAAAAAGCCAAAAUUACCAUUGCUUCCUCCAGCUUGUCAAAAACCUGUGGCUGAAUCCGCAGGGAUGUCAACGUCAAUACCACAGGAACACACAUUCGGCACCUAGAAGGCACGUGGGCAAAGUAAUCAUCGUUCAGGCCCAACCCUUAGGUUUAAAAAGUCAGGUUGUCCAUCCCAUUGGGUUCACUGAGGCACAUAAAGCAAUUGAGGAGAAGGAGGACCCCUCGUCCCCCUAGGAGCAGACCCAAGCCUGUGGCACCAGGCAUCUGAUGGUGCCAGGAAAGCCACUGGAACUGUCACACGGCAAGCACAGAGGGCCGGCCACCAGUCCUCCAUGCUUCUGAACCCUGAAGCCCGAUGACGUCUUACGAGGUGGACGUUGGACUGUUCACGCACAUCGGGCGUCAGUGACUCAUGGAGAAGAAAUGGGGUAAAUUUUUAGUGAUGUUGCUAAUCACUGAAUUCUGUUCUCUAUUAAAUUAAGAAAAUGUUCCAAAAGCCAUAAGCCUGAAGGUUGGCCCUGUGCACACACACAUACACACAGACACACACCACAACACACUACGCAUACACACACACACACACACACACACACACACAAGGAGAGAGAGAACACUGAUGUGGAGAACAAGCUGUGUCUUCUUAACUGCCCAAGUGAAAAGCAACCAAGUCCAGGAAAUUACAAUAGCUGUUAAGGAAAGGAAAUAAUGGUACAGAUCUUUUUCUGUCUAUCAAAACUAUUUGAUCCAAGUGGAAAAAAAAAACUAGAAAGCUACGGAACCUGCCAUUAGUAUUGUGGUGUAUUUUUAAGAUUAAAGGCACACUGAUGGACAAAAAAAAAGUAAAACAUGGCAAAAAAUAAAAUAACUCCUAUACUGCCCUCAAAAUGGAGUUUGCAAUUAAUGUCAGGAUUUAUCUUUGCAAAAAUCAAUGAUUUCCACAUUCAGCCAGUAUAGCCAGCAGUAAUUUCUGAUCCACAAUGCAUGGAUUCCUUUGAAGAAAAAAAAGAAAAAGAAAAAAAAUCACAAAAACAAACUUUUUUUAUUCAAAAGUAACAAAGUUCUUGUAAGGUAAAUAAUGUAUUUAGCAUGAAGCAUGAAUUAUUUUCAUAUAAAUAUAGAAAAUAGAGAAAAGGCUAUGCCUCUGAUUUUUAAGCCCUUAGGCUUAGAGGUUCUUUUGGUUUUCUUCUUUUUUCUUUCUUUUUCUUUGCUUCCUUUCUUUCCUUUUUGUUUUUGUUUUUUGUUUUUGUUUUUGUUUUUUUCGGGUUAUUUUGUUUUGGUUUUUUGAAGCAGGUGUUUAAGGUUUAACCUUCUUCAGGGACAAAUUCUGACUGUUGGGGAACUUACUCUGCAAUAUAAAAAUAUCUUCAUGCUCUGGUAGGGCUUGGAUGGUUGAACUCUGUACUGCCUUGUGUGCACUUCAGCCCCGACCCCCUCUGAUUCUCUGUUGAAAGUGUGUCCUUUCUCUCUGUCUGUACAUGUUUAACAUGACGCAAUAAUUUGAGGGCAAACUUAGUAGUGAGUGUGUAUGAUAGAAUCAAGAGAAUUAUGGGACGCUUACUUGAGAAAAUCAUUACCAUGAUUUGGUUCUAGGAAAAAGGCAGUGAAUAAUUAUGCAAAUUAGCCAGAAGAAGGGGAAAUGUGCUAAUGGGCCUUAUUGGGUGAGGGGACGAGAUGGGGUUCACGUGAAGGAGGAAGCGAUGCCGAGGUAGGAAAGGCCAGCCCCAGACGUCCUAUCGCCACAACGCCAUGUCGCGGUAGGAAGCAGGGGCCGGCCAUCGCUACCUUCAGCACACUGACCAACCUGGAAUUAAGACCACCUGGAUCGUGAGAGCUGAAUUUAGAAACCAGACAGUGUCGUGCAGCCCAGAAACUCCUGCUGUUACCUUUGCCUAAGAAAUUUUCUUUGGAGGGGGCGGGGGGGGUUCCAAAGAGAAAUCUCUAGAAGAAUAUGAUCUUCCAUCCAAGUGGAGGGAAACUUUAAAACACAGACACCCAGUACUGUGGCUCAGGAUACGAUGCGUGAGGAGAGGGAGGGAACAGAGAUGACCUUAACUUUUAAACAAGGGACUGCUAUGGGCCAAAGCCAAGCCCAUCUGCCAGGACCAGGUAGUGUCAGAAGCGCCAUCAGCCCGGACAGUGGGAACUAACUGGUGCAUUCCCCACACUUACCUUCCGGUGGGUUGCUGAUGAGAGAACCUGAAAAAACCUGCACCUCUACAACAGGUCGAAUUCAUGACCUGAAGCUGAAUACUUCCAGCAUAUUUGUUCAGGGUGUAGAUGGGAAUAAAAUAUCUUUGCAGUGCUCUGUUCCCUCCGUCUCCCCAGACAUCUGCCACCCUAAAAGCCAUCCACAGCUAUGGAGCCUGAGCGACACCUUGAUUUGUGUUGUCACCUGACCAAGCCUAAAGACCUCCAGCUCAGUGCCCCACCUUCAUCCCACUCCCCCGAUGAUAAAAUUCAGACCUCUCUCCUGAAAGGCAGAGGUUCAACAUUCAGGAAUGUUUCUGGCCAGGGACUUCUUCCAAUUAAAACCCCCACCGUGGGCUGUCUCCCCUCUUUUCAUUUUUCUAAAGGGGCAGAGGCCUCUUUUAGAAAAUAAUAAAAUGCAAUGUGUGUGAUUUACUUUUCUGAUCUCUCUGAGAAAUAGAGAAAUAUAAAAGUGUGUUCUUAACUCCAGAACCACUCUUUUUGCAUAAAUACCUCAUCGGGCAGCUUUCUAAGUGUGAUUUUCCUGAGUCUCCCUUCGUUGGAUCUGCCGGAAGACUUGUCGGGGAACCUUUAGUGAGGGUACUUCUUCCUAUUUUUCUUCUGUUUUUGGAGGCAUACACAUUAUGCAUAACCAAAACAAUGGCUCAAUUGUGUUUAACUUUGCAUUUUGAUUGUUGAGAACAAAAACAAGAAGUAUCAAUGUGUAUGUGGCUGUUUGUAGUGAAUUCAUUGCAGAAUGAGGUUGUCCGUGUCCUUAACAAGCCAAGGGGCAGGAGGCACCCUCUCUUAUCCCCUCCUCCAAGAGCAGUAGAGAAUUUAAGCACAAGCCUAUUUGUGAAAGAAUAUUUUGCUUAAGUGUCAUUCACUUUAGUCUUGGAAUUCCUUCCCAAACGUCAGGUGUUCUUUUAGCUUCCAAAGUAGCAUAUGUAUCCAUUAGUCUGACAGAUCGCCUGAACACCAUUAAGAGGUGUGGUGUUUUUGCUUUCAUUUCUCCUGCUGGGAGAAGUGGCGGUUCGUGUGUCAUUCCAGUAUCUCACAUACUCACACGGGGCAAGGGGGAGGGGGAAACGGGGAACUAUAGCAAUAUUUAAAGAUGCUUUGGAAACCAACCGUGAACACAUCAACGCCACGAUGUCUACGAUUACUUGCUAUUGGCCCUCGGACACAUUUAAGAGAAAAGAGACAGUCACUCUUUUUUUCUUAAAUGAUACACACAUAGACAGUUAUUUUUAUCCUAUUAUAAUUGUCUUUUAUCUUUAUCUAGUACUAUGUGGAAAGGGUUUGCAUCAUAGAUAUUUCCCAGCCUUACAAUAUACCAUAAGCUCCUACUUCCCUGCCCCUCUCUAAUCAGUAUUCUUUCAAGAGUUCUUUGGUGAAGCCAUCUAUCUGAAACUAAAAUGAACCAAACCCAUAUUUCACUGGUGGUUGGAGAAAACCAUGGCCAGAACGAUUGUGGCAGGUCUCAAUCUUGGGAGUUUUUAAGAAGGAAUGUGCCAGAGGCCUUUCCCAAGAACGGAGUUGAGUUUUGUUUUGUUUUGCAGAGGCAUUCAAUGUGUCUAGUGCUUGCUGGCCACAGCAGUUACUACCAGGAGCCUUCUGGGAGGGGCCGUUGUGUUGAAGGAGGCUCCUGCCUGAGGGACAGUAUCAGGCAGUGGAUUCUGUAGAGUGAGAACCAGGUGGACGCCUUCUGUGCCCAGCUCAGAGUCCUGCACCACGCCAGGACUGCCCAGGCCAAGGGCUACUGACGCAAGUUCCACUCAUUCCACUCUGUGUGGGGGGCCGUGCGCCUCUCCUGGAAGAGCUCUUGGAGAAGGAAUUGGAGUUACGUACAAGUGACCUAAAUGGGAAGCUUUUCUAGAUGAGACUGGAUUAAAUUCCAUGUGAUUUAUCUUUCCCUUUAAUUCAGGUUGGGACUCGUUUCUUUCUGGUGGAUCACAGCUGCCCAGAUGUUGCAAUUGAUUUUUAUGUUUCUGUAGAGAAGUAUUUUUCUUUCAUCUUCAGAAUUUUUUUUUUGCCACCAAAAGAAAACAUUGGAACUCUGUGUUUCCUCUUGAUUGUGACUUCCCAGUGUUGACAGUUAAGUCCUUAGUGUCGUAGGUCCCAGCCCACCAAUACUAUAUCAAACACUGUUAUGCACAUAAUGCAGCACUGUGAUCUAAUUUAAAUAAUACUUUUUUAUUAUUUAUACUACUAUAUAUAAUAUACAUCAACACUUUUGCUAUAUAACCUAAGUGAUAACCCUCUUUUAGUUACCUGCCAAACUCUGGACUUGGUUUAUAUUGCAGUUAACACAGUUACAAAGUUGUAAUGGUGUCUUUUUUUUCCUUUGUAACGGAAUGUGUAAAUCAAAGUAUAUACAUUGUGUGGUGUUCCUGUUUCUGGAGUUUCAUGAGGAUUUACACAUGGCAUUCAGUGUUCUGUAUAGGUCUGCCUACCUUUGUGAAUUCAUCUGUUAACCCCUCUUCCUUUGAGAGAGCACCGGCGAUGGUGGUUAACUCCUUGUGUUUUCCCUCUCUCCUACUGGUUAUUCUUGAAUUAAGCACAGACUCGUCAGCUCGGCUGCUUUAUCAUGAAUAAUGUGUGUGACCUUGCAGUUCUUCCACAGUUCAGCAAACAAGUGCUAGCUUCACUGACCAAAAAUUAAGGAAGGAAAACACAGUUUUUAAAACGAUCCAUCUUUUAACAGCCGAAACCGAUGUGUCUAUGGUGCUGCAUCUUGCUGUUGUACUUCUGAAAUCAGACCUGUGGGAACCAUCAUUUCUGACUUAACCGUGAGAUGCUCACGAGUACCCUUCCUGUUGUUUUGUUAGCAUUGAAAUCAAGACUAUUUAUUUGGAAUACAUACAACAGUGUUUUUCCACUGUAUUUCAUUUGCAAAAGUUGAGAACUGCCUUCUCUACCUUUUGCAAAAUAAUUGAUAUUCCAUAUUGGAUUCUCAAAGACUUCGAUAUGGUGAACCUAUUAAACCUAGAAAUUGUAUUCAUCCUUUCAUGACUGUGGCCUGAGUUCCCCAGCCCCUCUCCUCCUUUUUUUUAGAUGAGAUUUAGCACACUCUCGGUUAUUUAAACAUGCAACAUUUCUUGAGUAUGUAUGUUGAGGCCAUCUGAGCUCAUAGCUGAUUCAGUAACCAGUUUCAUGCUGUGUCAUUCACACUCACUACUUAAUACUGCCAUGGUGAAAAUGUGGAGGAAAAAUGUAUCCAUGUGUGUCUGGGAAGCAUAUACACUUGUACAUUUUUUAAUACUCUGAUUCUGUAACAUUUCUGAGUUUUGUUUUGUUUUACAGAAAAAAAAAAAAGUGAUAAAGCAAUCAGAAGACCAAGAGGUUUACUAUUGAUGCUUAGGGUCGUCUGACCUUGGCUGGCCAAUAGACGUACACGGCCAAAUUAAUUUACAAGAGUAAUAAUUUUUCAAAAGCCAAUUUUUUUUUCUGUAUUUUCUGUAUGAAACUGCCAAUAUCAUGAAUAGAAAGGGAGAACCAUAAAGGAGAAAGAACGUGAUGUUCUGUUAUGUUCGUGUGAACCUAAGGAAACAAUGUGGAGGCAGGCGCAAUCAGCCGAACUCUAGGGACUUGAUGGUGUUGCUUGGAAGGCAUCCAUACCUGCAUUUUGCAUUCUUCAUAUGUAAUCAUAUUGCCAAAGACAAACUAUUUCAUCAUUUAUUGUAAAUAACACUUUUCCCCAGACCUACCAUAAAGUUUCUGUGAUGUAUUGUCUUCCAGUUGCAAUAAAAAUUACUGAGUUGCAUCAAUUGAAGAAAAA
Cercocebus atys (sooty mangabey) is the source of this 8156-nucleotide messenger RNA. It is a transcript of the gene FOXN3, whose product is annotated as forkhead box N3. Gene Ontology annotation, cellular component: nucleus. The transcript has 8 exons. Gene Ontology annotation, molecular function: cis-regulatory region sequence-specific DNA binding; DNA-binding transcription factor activity. NCBI's taxonomy places the organism in Eukaryota, Metazoa, Chordata, Mammalia, Primates, Cercopithecidae. The coding region runs from base 433 to 1911 and encodes 492 amino acids. Gene Ontology annotation, biological process: regulation of DNA-templated transcription. The record is from RefSeq and is a predicted model, not a curated record.